CCCUCCCUCCCUCCUCCCUCCCUCCUGUCCGCUCCUCACGUUAUACUGCAGCCAAUUCCUGAAAUUCCAGCCUUCCUCGCGCGCUUCCAGUCACUCAGGCAGAUUUUACCCCCAAAACACUUCAUUUUCCCUACUGUUCCUUCUGACAGGAUUGAGCACCUGCCCUGUUUCAGACCUGGAAACGCCUGUCAUUUACCAACCAGGGCCGUUUCCAGAGCCUCAGCCGGCCCAUCAGUAUCUGCUAGGGCGUUUUGCUCUCCACCACCACCCUGUCGUCUGAGUGGGUAUCAGCGUCCUCUCCGGGGGGCGCUAGCGAGGAGCUGAGCGAGGGAUUGGACAAGCCUCUGGAGAACGAUGCGGAGGGCGUGUGGAGUCCGGACAUCGAACAGAGCUUUCAGGAGGCGCUGGCCAUCUAUCCGCCCUGCGGCCGACGCAAGAUCAUUCUCUCCGAUGAGGGCAAGAUGUACGGACGGAAUGAACUGAUUGCGCGAUACAUCAAGCUUCGAACGGGAAAGACACGGACCAGGAAACAGGUCUCCAGUCACAUUCAGGUGUUGGCGCGACGGAAAGCUCGGGAAAUCCAGGUGAAACUCAAGGACCAGGUGGCUAAAGACAAAGCCAUGCAGAGUAUGUCCACCAUGUCGUCGGCUCAGAUCAUCUCAGCCACAGCCUUUCAGAAUAAGAUGGCUCUGCAGGGCCUCUCGCGGCCGGCCUACCCGACCGCUGCUGGGUUUUGGCAUGGAGCUCUUGCAGGACAAACCACAGGUCCUGAAGACAUCAAGCCGUUUUCUCAACAAAACUUCAUCAUGCAGGCCACCGGUCCUCCGCCUAUAGCAGGUUACGAAAGCACUACGGGUCUCUCGAUGUCCUCCAGCGCGCCGCCCUGGCAGGGCCGUAGCAUCGCCAGCUCCAAACUGCGCAUGCUGGAGUUCUCUGCUUUCCUGGAGCAACCUCAGGAUCCAGAGACUGUCAACAAGCAUCUGUUUGUACACAUCGGUCAGUCCAACCCCACGUAUAGCGAUCCGUACCUCGAGGCCGUGGAUAUACGGCAAAUUUACGACAAAUUCCCAGAGAAGAAAGGAGGACUGAAGGAGCUGUUUGAGAAAGGACCGGCUAACGCUUUCUUCCUCGUAAAGUUCUGGGCGGAUCUGAGCAUCAACCUCCAGGACGACAGCAGCUUCUUCUACGGUGUAUCCAGUCAGUAUGAGAGCUCGGAAAACAUGAUCAUCACCUCCUCCACUAAAGUCUGCUCGUUUGGAAAACAGGUGGUGGAAAAGGUGGAGACAGAGUACGCGCGCUUUGAGAACGGCAGAUACGUCUUCAGGAUCCAUCGAUCUCCGCUGUGUGAAUACAUGAUCAACUUCAUCCACAAACUCAAACAUCUACCAGAGAAAUACAUGAUGAACAGCGUACUUGAAAACUUCACCAUUCUGCAGGUGGUGACCAACAGAGACACUCUAGAGACCUUGAUAUGCAUCGCGUACGUGUUCGAAGUGUCCACCAGCGAGCACGGAGCCCAGCAUCACAUCUACAGACUAGUCAAAGACUGAGAGCGAGCGUCUGCAGCUCACUGAUCCACAGACGCCGCAGCGCCUCCUCCUGGACGCAGCCCAGACUCCUGAAGCGGUCGCGAGGACACGCCGGGCACAGGACUCUCUAGCACUACUGCUCCGAGGCACAAGCAGAGAAUCUGCCGGAAUGGCAAAUCUGAAUGUCAUGACAUUUGAAUUUAUUCUUUUGUAUAAUGAGAACCAAAUGCAUGAGAAAGUUCUUUGGUUUUUCUUCAUUUCAUCUCAUUUUAGCCCCUAAGUGUUUGUAUUAGUGUUUGUUACUAUGGGAGUGAUGGUCACCUAUUUUUUUACAAACCAAAAGUGGACAAACAGUAGUUCUUCUUCAUAUAUCAGGACAAACGUGAAUGCCAAAUGACAGAAUGUUUAAGUGAUGUGUUUUUUCGUAGAUUUGCUACAUUGUAUUUAUCAGCCGUAUUCUUGAAUGUGGGAAACUUAAACUUAAAACGUGACAGAAACUAUACUGAUCUGAGGAAGCCGGAAGAUUCUGGGGUUUUCUCCACAACAAGGGCUUGUCUAAAACAGACAUGUAACUGCGUAUUUUACCUGACAGCAGGAUCAGGCCGUCAGAAACAGUUUGAUAUUUGGAAUAAAGAGCGUGUGUUAUCCCUUUAAACUGAUUUGAAAUG
Onychostoma macrolepis is the source of this 2197-nucleotide messenger RNA. RefSeq names its product transcriptional enhancer factor TEF-3-like. Bases 462 to 1550 code for a protein of 362 amino acids. Gene Ontology annotation, cellular component: transcription regulator complex. The transcript is spliced from 12 exons. Gene Ontology annotation, biological process: hippo signaling; regulation of transcription by RNA polymerase II; embryonic organ development. Gene Ontology annotation, molecular function: RNA polymerase II cis-regulatory region sequence-specific DNA binding; DNA-binding transcription factor activity, RNA polymerase II-specific. The record is from RefSeq and is a predicted model, not a curated record. Lineage: Eukaryota; Metazoa; Chordata; Actinopteri; Cypriniformes; Cyprinidae.